AGGCUCUCACUCUCUUUCCGGGUGUGUGUGUAUGGCGCUGAUGGUGCAGCUCUGGAGCCGGGGCAGAGCUCUCUCCAGGGUCUGGGGCCGCCAGGCUUUCCCCGAUACCCCGUUCCACUUCGGCUCCAGGCAGCAGCUCACACCCCGGAACUUGGCGGCAGCAACCCCGGCGUUCAGUAAAGAUCUUUGUCCGAUAUGGAAGUCUACACAAUUCUCCAUGCACAAUCUGUGCUGCUUCAGUACAAUGCCUCCAUCUCAGUCCAAAAAGAAAUCAAGUAGUGGAACGAGAAAGAGUGGGCCUGUAACAUGGAAGUCGCUAACAAUCACUUUUGCUGUUGGAGGAGUACUGUUGGCUGUCAUGAAGUACUUUAAAAAAGAAAAAGAAGAAAAGCUUGAAAAGGAGCGAACGCGCAGUAUUGGGAAGGCUGCACUUGGAGGACCCUUUACACUCAUCGAUCAUACAGGACAGCUGAAGACAGACAAAGACUACCUUGGACAGUGGGUUUUAAUUUAUUUUGGGUUCACACACUGUCCAGACAUCUGUCCUGAAGAACUGGAGAAAAUGGUCACUGUUGUGGAUGAAAUAGAUAAAAUACCCACAUUGCCAAAUCUGACUCCACUUCUGAUCACAAUAGAUCCUGACCGGGAUAAUGUUGAGGCGAUGGCAAGAUAUGUCCAAGAGUUUUCUCCAAAGUUAAUUGGCUUAACCGGGUCCCAAGGGCAAAUAGACCAGGUAUCAAGGGCGUACAGAGUCUAUUAUAGCCAAGGACCUAAAGAUGAGGACAAUGAUUAUAUUGUUGACCACACAAUAAUCAUGUAUCUUGUUGGACCCAGCGGUGAAUUUGUGGAGUACUACGGCCAGAACAAGACGAGUUCUGAGAUUGCGAGUUCUAUAGCGUCACACAUGCGAAGCAUCAAACACAAGUAAUGCUAAUAUUUCAUUUGUAAAGGAAAACAGCUACAUCAACCUGACCAUUUCUGUGAAAUAAAGAAUAUCAUUUUGAAUUUUAAAAAA
Messenger RNA from Chiloscyllium plagiosum (whitespotted bambooshark), 1015 nucleotides. RefSeq names its product cytochrome c oxidase assembly factor SCO1-like. The record is from RefSeq and is a predicted model, not a curated record. Lineage: Eukaryota; Metazoa; Chordata; Chondrichthyes; Orectolobiformes; Hemiscylliidae. Gene Ontology annotation, biological process: mitochondrial respiratory chain complex IV assembly.